Messenger RNA from Cajanus cajan (pigeon pea), 3575 nucleotides. Its product is annotated as filament-like plant protein 7. The record is from RefSeq and is a predicted model, not a curated record. Lineage: Eukaryota; Viridiplantae; Streptophyta; Magnoliopsida; Fabales; Fabaceae.
CUUGUCUUUCGACCUCUUUUCACUUCCAUUUCAAUUGUUGUCAUUAUCUUAAUAUCUUUUUUCGAUGGCCCUCGAUGCUUAACUUGAGUAUCUGAUGGUGAAGGGUGAAGGGUGCAGGGGAUUUAGAAAGAUAGUGUUAUCCGUGUUAGAAACUUCAUUAGCAACAGGAAUCAUGUGAAAUAUCUUGAGCAUGAGCUUUAUAACUGUUUUUCUUAAGGGUGGUUAUAAGCUGUAAAAGUACCUGCGAUCAUGAACCACAAGCCAUGGCUUUGGAGGAAAAGAUCUAUGGAGAAAACAAUCUUUGCAGCGGACAAAGUUGUCAGUCCUUCUAGACCCAUUGAAGAAGAGGAUGGAUUAGAAAGAUCAUCAAAAAGUUUAAAUGAGAAGUUGGCAACAGUCCUCCUUGAUUCUCAUUCUGGAGAUGACCCUUUAGCAAAACAUGUCCAAAAGCCCCAACAGGAAAUUAGAGGCAAGGACAAGACACAACAUCAAGUAGAAUCUGUUGAAGACUUGGGUGAAAAAGCAUCUGCCGAGACUGUUUCUUCUGCAGACACAACGUUGCAGGAACCUUUGCAGCCACCAAGCUGUGAUCAAGAAGAACAAAAGCAAAAGUUGUGUAGUGCCAUUCCAAAGAUAUCAAAAGAGCAUGAGAAGAUUCAGAAAGAAUUGGAAGAAAAGUUGAGGGAAACAAGUAAGAGGAUAGAUGACUUAACUGCUGAGAACACUCAUCUAUCUAAUGCCUUGCUAACCAAAGAGAAAUCAAUUGGGGACCUGGUUAAAUGUAAACAAGAAACAGAUGCUGAGUUUAGUACAUUGAUGGCUAGGCUAGACAACACAGAAAAGGAAAAUUCUUUCUUAAGAUAUGAGUUUCACGUGCUGGAGAAGGAAAUUGAGAUCCGGAAAGAGGAGAUGGAUUAUAGCCGUCAGUAUGCAGAUGCAUCACAUAAACAGUACCUUGAGUGUUCUCAGAAAGCCUCAAAGUUAGAAGCCGAGUGUCAGAAACUCCGUCUUUUGCUACAAAAAAGAUCACCUGGUUCUGCUGGUUUGGUGAAUAUGAAGAAUGAGGUUGGAGUGAUGAGAAGAAGAAAGCCAAAUCCUACCAGAGAAUUGAUCUACAAAAAAAAUGAUAUUGGAAACUCUCCUUAUGUGUCUGAGAAAAGUUUUGGCUUGAUGAUCAAGCGUUUGCAAGAUAUGGAUGAGGAAAACAAAGCUCUUAAAAGAAUUUUAAACAACAAAAACUCUGAACUAGAAUCUUCAAGACUUAUGUAUGCUGAAACAGCUUCAAGAUUAUCCCAGGCUGAGAUUCUGCUUAGAAAGAUUUCUGAAAAUCAGAAGUCUAUGGAGCUGGCUAGGUGUUAUCCCACAUCAAAUGAACUUUCUUUGAUGUCAAAUUUUGAAAUUUAUAGUGAUGAUGAGGCUAUCUCUUCUGGAUCCUGGGCUAAUGCUCUUAUUUCAGAACUUGAACAUUUAAGAACUUCGGAGGCUAAAAUUCAUAAAAGCAGUAAUGAAGUUCCAUACAUGAGUUGCAUGGAUGAUUUUGUUGAGAUGGAAAAACGAGCUAUAGUUUCUAUUGAUACACCUAAAAGAGGAUGCUUCUCUGAUAUAAGUGGUAGGGAGUUAGUGCCAGUUCAGCAAGAUCAUCUUGGCUUCAGUGAGAGGAAACAGGAGAUUCAAUUCAAAAAUGUGACUGAAAAAUCAUUUGACUGGCUUCAGAUUGUUUUGAAUGCAAUCUUGGAGGAGAAAUUCAUAUCAAAACGAAGUCUUUAUGAACUGCUUGAUGACAUAAAAAUUGCUUUGGAUUGCAUAAAUCACCCAACUGCUUGUAAAUCUGAGACAACUAAGAAGUCAAGGCAUCCAGGAGAAUCUGAUUCUUUUAGUUUCAAUGAUUUUGCAGAAGCAGAAAGCAAUCGACACAUUAAUUCUAAUUUGAGAAAGUCACUCCAAAGAAUUAUCAACCUCAUUGAAGGAAUUGCUCCCAAGUCGUUUAUAUGCAACAAUUGUCCUGGCUGCUUGGAAGAGAAUAAGCAUUCAGACACAUCCCAAUCACCAACAUCCAAAGAUUAUUUUGUUCAUGUUUUCCAAUGGAAGGUUUCAGACUUAAAUCCUCUCUUGCAUCAACUUGUUCACACCUGCAAAGAUUUGUUAACAGGGAAAGCUGAUUUUGAAAUUUUCAUUGAGGAACUGGCAUUUGCUUUGGACUGGAGCAUUAAUAACUGUGCCACCUCCACAAAUGCUGCAAUUGCAAGGGAUAAGAUCAAGAAGCAUUUUAGCACUCAUUUCUCACAAAAUGAAAAUAAAAUAGAUGUUGAAGAUAAACAGUCUUCUCGCUCACCCUCAUUUGCAUAUCCUGAUGAUCAAUGUGAGCUCUUCAACGCAAAGAAUAAUCAGAAUGAUCUCCUUGAAGAAAUUAGAAAAUUAAAAGAUGAUUUGAGGAGCACAAAAACUGCGAAGAAAGACUUGGAAGAAAAGCUGGUAUCAGUAACUGAUGAGAGUCAGAACUUGACAAAACAAUGUCAAGAAGCACAAAAUAACAUCAGAGGUCUAGAAUCAGAAAUAGAGUCAUUGAAAGAAGCCAAGGAAACAAUAGAAGAUCAGAUUGAGAAACAAAAGAUCAUAAGUGAAGAUCUUGAUACACAGCUUACAAUAGCUCAGGCCAAGUUAAAUGACAUUUUCCAAAAAUUUUCGUCUUUAGAAGUUGAAUUAGAGGAUAAAAAGAACUCCUGUGAGGAAUUAGAAGCAACAUGCCUAGAGCUUCAACUCCAGCUGGAGAGCAUUGCAAAGAAAGAAUCUCCAACAUAUGGCAGAUACGAAGUAGAAAAGAUAUAUCAAACUGGCUGGGAGAUCACAACAGCUUCAUCAAAGUUGGCAGAAUGCCAAGAAACCAUCUUAAACCUUGGGAAACAACUCAAGGCACUUGCCUCAUCUAAUGAAGUAGCACAUUUUGACAAAGUUGUCUCCACAACUAGUACUAUGGCCAAUCCAACCCAGAAGAAGAACUUGAUCAAACGAUCCUCUCUACGCAAUCAUAUGCAAGCUGAGGAUGAAGCUAAAGGGGGGAAACAUAAGUCUGUCCAAACUGAAGAAACUAAAAGUGAUAAAGAUGUGCAGAGGCCACCCGUUCUUCACUCUGAAAACGAAAAAGUUAUGCAAAGUCCUAGUAAUGCUCCAGAAACAUGUCUCACUUCAGAGCAAAAUGAUAGAAGCAAAGUCACAGGAUCUAUGGCAAUUGUACCGAGUAAAAGACAAGUAGGCUUUGGUUUUCUGAGGAAGCUGCUGUCAAGACGACAUAAAGGGAGGGGUAAGGGAGCUAAGUUAUUAGCCAAAGCAUGAAAAAGAAUGAUCUUGCAGAGAAAGUAAAGACAUGCUUCUGGUGUAACAUGCUUUUGCCUUUUAUUAGAUUCUGGUGUAACAUGUUUUUAUCUUUUAUUGGUUGACAAUGACUUCUUUGAUUGGAGAUUAUCGAGGUUUGGAGUUGAGAACCAAAGAGUGCGAGAGAGGUUUGGUGAUGUAAAUAUAUUUGGUGUAAAUACGUUCAUUGAUUCAUUGGUAUUUGAGAUUAAGCUGUCCUGAUGAUA